AUGGAAAAGCAACUCCAAAACAAUACAACUGUAGCAACUCCGGAGGAGUCUAAUCAAGAAUUGGAUAAAUGUGAAAGAAGUAGCAACUCGGCCUGUUACAUCGGUGUUUCGGAAGUGUGGGAAAUGGAGAUCCUUGAUGACUUAACAAGGGGGGAUACUAGUACAGUAUAA
Messenger RNA from Funneliformis geosporum, 171 nucleotides. The record is from the annotation of a GenBank genome assembly. Lineage: Eukaryota; Fungi; Glomeromycota; Glomeromycetes; Glomerales; Glomeraceae.